UUCCAGCGGUGAAGCCCUUGAUCAAACUGAAAUACUAUGAUGCGCCACCUAAAAUACGAAGCAAAUGGCAUACUCUUCGUCACCUUAGUGUCCCUUAUUUCUUGCGAUAACGGAGAUUUCAAUCUGACAAUUCUACACACGAACGACAUUCACGCUCACUUGGAAGAAAGCAACAAAUAUGGCGGCACCUGUUUUCCUGAACUUAAGAACAAGUCCAAAUGCGUCGGUGGAGUGGCUAGGAUCGUUCAAAAAGUCAAAGAAAUCAGAAAUGAAACUACUGAUGCGCUUUUUGUGAACGCCGGAGACUUCUUUCAAGGCACACCUUACUACACCCUUUUCAAGCAAAAGGUCAUCAGUGAAAUCAUGUCGGUGAUGGGUUACGACUAUGCGAGACCUCUCAUGGAGCCCCCACGUAUCAUAAAUGAAAAAGUGGUUGACAGCCUUCUGACCAUACGUGGAAUUUUUGAUGAAAAAGAAGCAUUCCGAAAUGAAACUAAGAAACUAAAAGAACAAAAUGUUAGUAUAAUCAUCGCUAUUACUCACAGCGGUUUCGACCGCGAGAAAGACAUCGUAAACGACGUCUCAGAAAUUGACAUACUGGUCGGCGGACACACAAAUACGUUUCUUUACACAGGAGAGCCCCCUGCUAAGGAAGAUAAGCCCGAAGGUGACUACCCAUACGUUGUGAACAGAUCGGACGGAAGCCAAGCCCUCGUUGUGCAGGACUAUCGUUUCGGGAAGUACCUCGGCAGACUGGACGUGACGUUCAACAGCACUGGUCAUGUAGUAGGGUGGGGAGGCAACCCUAUCCUCCUGAAUGCUUCGGUAGAGGAAGAUGCACAAAUGAAAAAGGUUUUAGAGCCUUUCAAGGCAAACCUCACGAAACGAAUGGCGGAAGUGAUUGGCAGUACGAGAGUCCUGAUGGAGCACAAGGACGACAUAUGCCGACUGCAAGAGUGCAACCUCGGCAACCUGAUCGCAGAUGCCUUCUUCGAUUACUACGUUAACCUAAAAAUGGCGCAACCUCCAGCGUGGUCGGAUAUAAACGGUGCUCUUGUCAAUGCAGGAGGCAUCCGAACAUCACUUCCCAGCUUUUACAAUGUCACGUGGGGAGAUGUGGUCACUACAUUACCAUACGGAAAUUCGCUAGUAACUUUAACACUUACUGGAACUGACCUAUGGCAAAUGUUUGAGCAUGCUGUGACAGGCUACAAUACAAGCAAAGACAUGCCAAAGGGGCGCUUUCUUCAAGUAUCAGGAUUCCGAGUUCGAUACGAUUUAAGAAAACCAGAGAACGACCGAGUCACGUCAAUUAAGGUGCUCUGUUCAAAUUGCAGCGUGCCAAUGUAUGAACAUGUAAAGUGUGAACAAACAUACACUGUUGUUACUUCAGACUUCGUUGCAAAAGGCGGUGAUGGUUUCAAGUUUUCGAACUCCGUGACCGUCAGCGACGUCGGUCCCAUAGAAUAUGAAGUGCUUGAAAAUUAUAUAGCUAAAAUGUCGCCAAUGUGGACGCCCAACGAAGGUCGAAUCAAGAUCACAUGGAACGAGACGGACAAAGAAGCAGUAAAAAACUAUACCAGAAUGAUGCGCGAAAACCAAAAAUGCGACAAAGGCGUUUGCACUAGGCAAUAACAAACUA
Rhipicephalus microplus (southern cattle tick) is the source of this 1642-nucleotide messenger RNA. RefSeq names its product protein 5NUC. The record is from RefSeq and is a predicted model, not a curated record. Lineage: Eukaryota; Metazoa; Arthropoda; Arachnida; Ixodida; Ixodidae. Gene Ontology annotation, cellular component: plasma membrane. Gene Ontology annotation, biological process: AMP catabolic process. Gene Ontology annotation, molecular function: 5'-nucleotidase activity; metal ion binding; nucleotide binding.